GCACCAAAGCGCGCGUCAUCCGAUCUUUCGAGCCUUCUCCGGGGCGAACCAAUUGAUCUCACUAAUGAGAACUACUGUAAACUGAACGGUGAACGAAAACCGGCGGGGCCUUUUUUCAGACUCUUCCAAGGAUUUCAAUCUCCAGUAGUAGAUCUCUAAAUCUCAUCAUCAUUGAACUUUCAGGAUGGCGUUUUCUCAAGAUAUUGAAGACUCUGGCCGUCCAAAGAAGCUUCAUAAUAAAGCCUCAGUUCCCUCCAUAGAGAGGAAGCAACCAGGCACAAACUUCAUGGGCAAGUUAUUUGGCAAGCAGCCAGAGAACAAAGGCAGACAGGAAGACUCUUUGGGACCGGAGAUCGGCGAUAUUAGCCGAAUGGCAUACUUGGGCAACCUGAAGCCUGCUGUGUUCGUCCGGCCAAAUGACCCAUCACACCAAGGCUCUCAAAUGCAACCUCGUAGAGAAGAAGGCCUUCCUCCCCGGGGAGCACGCUCGGAAGACGGAUCAGAUUCGUUUGUGUCUCCUAUUACUCGAGCACGUAACCGUGCGGAGACGGAUGCAAUCCUAACCGGCCGCGUCUCAGAAGAGGACCCAGAGUUCGCUGCGGAGGAAGAUACUUUCGAUAAUAGUGCCGAACAUGCCGAACAAGAAAAUUUUGAUAACAAUUUCGAACAUCCCGAGCGAGAAGGUUUCAACAGCAAUUUCGAAUAUGCCGAGCGAGACGCUUUCAACAUUGACGAGAGUGACAAUGUCAAUGAUGUUUGCGGAUCCUCUGAGGAAUGCACUGUCGAGUGUGUUUCUUUGCAACGUGAUACGCCUCGUGCAGACACUCCCGAUCUCAAUACUAAGCAGCAAAUCGAGUACGUCGCCGUCAUCAACGGGCAAGGCCGCGCGGGAGCUGAGCAGUGGAAGCACUACCUCGAGUGCUAUACGAAUGGCCAAUUCAGCUUAAUCAGACCCCCGCCUCCACCUCAGUACAGCCGCAACUUUAGAUUCCUCAGCGCAGUCUACCCUCCGAACGAGGCUGAGAGGCUGUCACUGUGCGCCAAGUAUGAUAUUGUAUGGGCCCACGGAUCUGAAUGUGAGAAGCUCGGUCUACUGGUUGCUCAAACCAUCAAGAGAUUUGGCGCGCUCUCCGGAUGCGUCAGCUUCUUCGAUGAGCAGAAUGAGGUGGUCAAGAUUGAGAGCGGAUACCAGCGAUCGCUGAUUGACCGUAAUACCAGCAUUGCAGCUCAUGUUCUGUACGCUUCGGACGUCAUGGUUGUGUUGGAUACAAAACAGGACUGGCGAUUUGAAAACAAUCCGCUCGUGGACUUCAAGCCAAGGAUCCGAUUCUUUGCUGGAGCACCAUUACUGUCUACUGGAGGUGAGGUGGUCGGCGUUCUCUCAGUAUUUGGAAAGGAGCCUCGAAUUGCCUUCACCCCUCAGCAGCGUAGUGAGCUUGCAGAGUUCGGCAAGGAUGUCAUGAAGGAGCUCAACUUUCUAGCCGACACUUUGACGGACCCCGAUUUAAGAACUACCCCACUUCUUGAACGGGACUCUAUCAUAAAUGGUGUCUACAAGCCUCGAAACUUAAGGUCACCACUAAGACUAUACAGUACAGAAGAUGUAGAGCCGAACCUUAUGCCAUCUGCACUUCAAUGCCAAAUGAAGUCUCCGAUGACAAACUCUCGACCCUUUAUCAACAGCCAGAACAACUUUGGUCCUCAUGGCGACCCAACGCCUCCUUCGUCUUCAGAGUCACACAACAACAGCUUCUUCAACAAGCCACAAAGCUUCGGCAAGAACUAUGAGCAACUCUGCGAGGAUCCGGUGCUCAACGGCCAGGCAACCUCGGGUUCUGGAAACCGUCGUGUUUCAACUCCCCGCCCAUUCUCCUCUUCUGACCUUACCUCUAUCCACCCGCAUCCCCCGAAUACUCCAGACCGUUCCCUCAUGGAGGAGGACCUGUCCCAACAGACGCUGUUCGACUUGACUGUUGAAGGUUUUUUCCAUCUUUCAGAUGAUGAUUGUGCGGAGCAAUCACGAUUCGAGCAACCGAAGCAACAAGUUGACUACAUCGACAGAGUAAUUAGCGCACAUCAGACGCAGACGCCUCGAAGCAUUCCAGCCGAUGGCACUGAGAGAGGCAGCCACAAGAGACCUGUCGCCAACGCCAAAGCGCGAAGUGCCGAACUAAACAAUCCUUUUGUCGGACAAUCCAUGGGAGAAAUGGACAGCAACCACCCGUCAAGUUCGACGGCACUCGCCCGAAUUCCCCCUCCUCCGAUGAAGACCCCUCCGAGCAUGGCAUCUUCGUCGGCAAACGAAAUCCCUCAAAAGAAGAACAAAGACCGAGAUAUGGGUCAGGCGUGCAGUGACUUCGCUAAUUUGUAUGACUACGAUCUGAUUUAUUGUGUUGUUCUCAAGGAAGACCUACAUGUCGAAACUGGAUUGCGGAUGCGACCUCUGCUUGCCUAUGGCCAACAUGGCACUAAAGCGCUACCUGAGCUAACACCUGAGAUCCACCUCCGUGCCCUUCGCUCCAAGGACUGCGUGGAGUGGCACAACAUGCAAUGCGAGUACAAAGCCGGCGACUACGCUAUAGGCUACAUGCUUCCUGUCCAUCCAGAAGAUGUCGAAAGUGGAACUGGUGUUGUCUUGGGAGCGUUCCGACUACCAAGAGCUCAUGGGUAUGAGGAGAGACACCCUGACCAGGAGAGACAAACCCUUAUCGACUUUGCCAAGAAAUUUUCCACUAUGUGUCUACCCAAAUCACGCCUGCCGACUGAGAGAUGGGAGACCGAAUGGUCCACGCAAGGCUUUAAAGGCCAACCUACGAUCAAGAGAUCCCACACCGACCAUGUCGCCUCUAGUGCCUUUCCAGCAAAUGAGGCUGUCGAGGUCACGUUUGGUGACGAGGCUUCCUACAAGUACUCGACAAAUGUUAGUCAUUCCGCGUUCACACCCAGCCCCUUUCCCGGAAGUGAGGCCACGGAAGCUUCCUUUGAUGAAGAGCGUGUCUACCAAGCCUCCAGAAAUGCCGUACCCAAUCCCGUCUGGAAUCCAUUUAACCCGGUCGCGCAAAAUCCAUAUAACCCGGUCGCCCAAGGUCCAUUCAGUCCGAUGAUCCAAAAUCCAUUCAACCCGGUUGCCUAUGGCCGAUUCAAUCCGGUCACGCAUGAUCCAUUCAACCCGGUCGAACAUGCUCCUCUUAGCGAAGAGGAUUCUCACGGGUCCACGACAGAGGCAAGCCAUGCCGACGUCUACCCACGCAAGAUGGAAGUUGUACAGGCUAAAACCAGCAACGGCCGCAAGUUUUCAAAAACUGUUAAGCGAUUCGGAGCCGAAAUGGUUCAACAAAUGGGUCGUGGAGGCUUUGCUUAGAAGCAGACACACAGUUAGGCUUAUUCAACCCAAGGUCAUCGAACAGGACCUCUUCCACCUUGAAAAAUCUCCUGGCUCUCAAUUGAUCCAGUGCGUUGACGGCAUCUGUGCAGCUCCAUCCUAUAAUAUAAGGACUCAUCG
Messenger RNA from Hyaloscypha bicolor E, 3502 nucleotides. RefSeq lists its product as uncharacterized. The transcript has 4 exons. The coding region runs from base 185 to 3361 and encodes 1058 amino acids. Gene Ontology annotation, molecular function: protein binding. The record is from RefSeq and is a predicted model, not a curated record. NCBI's taxonomy places the organism in Eukaryota, Fungi, Ascomycota, Leotiomycetes, Helotiales, Hyaloscyphaceae.